AUGGCAGUGAAGGAAAUCAGUGUAAAGGAGAACAACAGGACUCAGAUGUGGUGUAAGGUCCCUUUUCUGCUUCCCACAGAUGCAGAGAUAGUCUGGAGAUACGCAAUGGAGAGAACGAUGUUGAUGGAUCGGUUUGACGAGGUCACGGUUGGAGUGGAUCUACUUUACUUCAUCCCCUCUGCCCGGCCAGAGCACUCGGGCACCUACCAGUGUGAAAUAUUCUCCCAGGAGCACUCACUCGUCCGUAUCUACUACUACGUCACAGUAGUCCCUAUGGCACAGAUAGGCCAUGCAGAACUACAGGAUGUUUUUGAACAGGCUCUGCUCCCAGGAGGCCAGUUCUUUUCCCUGUCCCCUACAGUUCCAUUCACCUUAUGGCUUCCCAGUCCUGCCCUCGUCACCACCUGUCUGACUGCAAUACUUCUGCUGGUCUUCAUUAUUGCAGAACCUCCAGAGGUGACGGCAUCCGCUGCAGAACCUCCAGAGGCAGCAGGGGUGUUCGCCUCAGCUCCUCUCAAGACAGGGGUGUCCACCUAUGAACCCAUCGUCUGUCCUGACAAGGUCAUGGAGACCGUCAGUGAAUCCCCUGUCAAACCUGUCACGGCCAUCGAAGCCAACCAGGAGUCUCUCUCUGAGCUCAUAGUUUGUCCUGUUAUGGUCAAGGAGGCCAUUUAUAAACUCUCUGCCUGUCCUGUCAUGGCUCUGUAG
Messenger RNA from Carassius auratus (goldfish), 708 nucleotides. RefSeq lists its product as uncharacterized. Bases 1 to 708 code for a protein of 235 amino acids. NCBI's taxonomy places the organism in Eukaryota, Metazoa, Chordata, Actinopteri, Cypriniformes, Cyprinidae. The transcript is spliced from 6 exons. Gene Ontology annotation, biological process: fusion of sperm to egg plasma membrane involved in single fertilization. The record is from RefSeq and is a predicted model, not a curated record.